Exophiala bonariae is the source of this 1230-nucleotide messenger RNA. RefSeq lists its product as uncharacterized. Gene Ontology annotation, molecular function: protein binding; 6-phosphogluconolactonase activity. Lineage: Eukaryota; Fungi; Ascomycota; Eurotiomycetes; Chaetothyriales; Herpotrichiellaceae. The transcript has a single exon. The record is from RefSeq and is a predicted model, not a curated record. The coding region runs from base 1 to 1230 and encodes 409 amino acids.
AUGAGAUCCUCGAUUGCCGGAGCCUUGCUCUUCGCUACUAUUCCGCUGCUAGUUGCUGCUCAGAACGGUACCACCCAGAACGGCACCGCACCACCGGCGACAAUAUUCGUGGCUGGGUAUGAUGGUUUCGUGCGAACCUUGGCUCUGACUGGAGAAGGAAACUCCUCGGCGUUGACACUCGUCAAUCAGACAGAUGGCUGCGGAGCCAAUCCUUCAUGGCUCAACAUCGAGAUCACCAAGCAGCGCGUCUGGUGCUUGGACGAAGGCUUCGUCGCAGGCUUCGGAACUCUCAACUCAUUGGACAUUGAGGACAAUGGUAUUCUCAGGCCAGUGGAGCAUCGCAACGUAUCCGCUAGUCCCGUCCACAGCAGGAUAUAUAACGGCGGCAAAAACAUAGUGCUCGCACAGUUUGGUAACGCCGAGACAAGUGGGAUUCGCGGUGGCUUGACUGUUCACAGUAUUGGUGACAACGGUGUGCUGGGCGCAUCGACUAACAUCACCUUUCCUGGCCUUUCAGCACCAGGGCCACGACCGGGUCAAGCCUUACCACGAGCCCAUGGCGUCUUUUCAGAUCCAGAGGACAAGAAUCUCGUAGUCCUCGACUAUGGUGCAGACUUGAUCCGCAUUUAUAAACAAGAGACGGAUGGCAGUUUGACUGAGGGUGCAGUGACCAGGCUUGCGCCGGGCACUGGUCCUCGCCACGCGAGAUUUUUUCAACACUCGGCAAACCCACAACUUUACCUGUUUGUGCUUUCUGAAUUUCAAAACACCAUCUCCACAUUCAAUGUGAGCUACGAUGACGACAAGUUGGUCCUCACAGGACCAAGUCGAGUCAUCGACACCUUUGGUGGUUGGGGAGAUGCGACUACACUUCAGAACGCCAAAGCAGCGGAAAUCAGGGUCACCUACGACAACAAGUUCGUGAUUGUGUCCAAUCGUAAUGACACGACUUUCCCAGAUUCGGACUCCUUGACCACCUUCACAGUCAAUGCCGAUGGUAGCCUCGUCCCAGUCCAGAUCGCUGCUGCUGGGGGCAAAUUCCCUCGCUCCUUUCAAGUCAAUCUCAAAGGUGACAAGGUCCUCGUCGCCGCUCAGACAGACUCAAAAGUCAUUGUGCUGGCGCGAAAUCCCCAGUCGGGACUCAUCUCCGGACCUAUCGCCUCGUUGGCCAUUGAUACCACUAUCGAUGGUGUACCGGCCGGUCUUCCAGCUGCCAUUUGGAAUGAGUAA